This is a messenger RNA of Zonotrichia leucophrys gambelii, 1313 nucleotides long. RefSeq names its product signal peptidase complex subunit 3 (gene SPCS3). The coding region runs from base 120 to 662 and encodes 180 amino acids. The record is from RefSeq and is a predicted model, not a curated record. Gene Ontology annotation, cellular component: signal peptidase complex; membrane. The transcript has 5 exons. Lineage: Eukaryota; Metazoa; Chordata; Aves; Passeriformes; Passerellidae. Gene Ontology annotation, biological process: protein targeting to ER.
GCCCCCUCCCGGCGGUCGCGCGCGCGGCCCCCCUGCCCGCCGCCGCCCGCUUCCUGCCGCGUCCGCGCGCCCGCCCCGCCCGAGCAGCGGCCGCAGCCCCGGCCGGGCCCAGCGGGGAGAUGAACACGGUGCUGUCCCGGGCCAACUCGCUCUUCGCCUUCUCGCUGAGCGUGAUGGCGGCGCUCACCUUCGGCUGCUUCAUCACCACCGCCUUCAAGGAGCGCAGCGUGCCCGUCCGCAUCGCCGUCUCCCGGGUCACGCUAAAAAAUGUAGAAGAUUUCACUGGACCUAGAGAAAGAAGUGAUCUGGGAUUCGUCACAUUUGACAUUACUGCAGAUCUGCAGAGUAUAUUUGAUUGGAAUGUUAAACAGUUGUUUCUGUAUUUGUCUGCAGAAUAUUCAACGAAAAACAAUGCCCUAAAUCAGGUGGUCCUUUGGGACAAGAUCAUGUUGAGAGGAGAUAACCCAAGGCUGUCCUUAAAAGACAUGAAGUCAAAGUACUUUUUCUUUGAUGAUGGAAAUGGUCUCAAGGGAAACAGGAAUAUCACCUUGACUCUCUCCUGGAAUGUUGUACCAAAUGCUGGCAUUCUACCUCUUGUAACAGGAUCAGGACAUGUGUCUGUACCUUUUCCAGAUACCUAUGAAACAACAAAAAGUUAUUAAAUUAUAGUACUGAAUCAUAAGCAAAAUAUUUUUAUACUUGUAUAUUGUGGAUACAUUUUAUUGCAGUUUCUUCUUGCAUCCCAUGCAACUUUUCACUGAAUGGAGCUUAAUUUCCUCAGGAUAGUAGCAUAGGAAAAGGAAAUGAAAAUUCAGGGUUUUUUUUUUUUAAUAAAACAUUGAAGCUGAAACUUAAGGGAAAGGUAAAUUGCAGAGUAACGGUUUUGAGGGGGAAAACUGAGGAUUUUUUUUUUCUGGCCAUUUAAGUAUAGAUCUCCUUUUCUUUUAAAUAAAUAUUUUUAAACCAGAAGAUAGUCUUCCUGUGUUUGGGCUUUUUAAGUACUGUGAUUCUUAUUUAUUUUGUGUAGAACUCAAAUAUACUUUCUGGAGUUGGUUUCUGGAAGUGCCUGAAGGAAAUGGCUGUUCCAUUUUAGGGCAUUUUUUUAAAUCCAUGUGCAGUAUGUUACAGUAGGCUAAACUUGGUCCUUUCUAGGACUGUCAGCAGCUACUUUGAAAACUGGUAGUUCAUUAUCUGUCAGUCAGCCUCAGAUCUUGAGUGCCACUGAUGAAGCCCACAUUCAGUUCUGUAUUACAAAUCAUUUUAAUAACUGCUUGCAAUGCAGCAAACUGGAAGAAUAAAAAGAAAUCUACUCA